AUGGCAGCAAUCGGCUCGCUCGUCUUCUGUACUGACUGCGGUAACCUGCUCGACGCCAGCGCAGGCAAGAAAAACGCCAUGCUAAUCUGCCAGAUCUGCGGCGCCCAAUGCAAAGAUACCUCCUCCAAGGUCAUCGUUACGCACUCAAAACCCACCGCCUUUCCGUCGUCGUUGCGCGCGAAGAGGUCGGAGGUGCAAACCAUCACCGAAGCCGACAUGCAGACGCACGCCGUCAUCAACCAGACAUGCGAGGAGUGCGGCAGGGAGGAGGUCCGCUUCUACACGCAGCAGCUGCGCAGCGCCGACGAGGGCACCACCGUCUUCUACGAAUGCGAAUGCGGGAACAAAUGGAACACGAACAACUGA
Trematosphaeria pertusa is the source of this 366-nucleotide messenger RNA. Its product is annotated as DNA-directed RNA polymeras-like protein I subunit. Lineage: Eukaryota; Fungi; Ascomycota; Dothideomycetes; Pleosporales; Trematosphaeriaceae. Gene Ontology annotation, biological process: DNA-templated transcription; termination of RNA polymerase I transcription. Gene Ontology annotation, cellular component: RNA polymerase I complex. The coding region runs from base 1 to 366 and encodes 121 amino acids. The transcript is spliced from 3 exons. The record is from RefSeq and is a predicted model, not a curated record. Gene Ontology annotation, molecular function: nucleic acid binding; DNA-directed RNA polymerase activity; zinc ion binding.